This is a messenger RNA of Didymosphaeria variabile, 1380 nucleotides long. RefSeq lists its product as uncharacterized. Gene Ontology annotation, biological process: sphingosine biosynthetic process. The record is from RefSeq and is a predicted model, not a curated record. Gene Ontology annotation, cellular component: intracellular membrane-bounded organelle; membrane; cytoplasm. Bases 1 to 1380 code for a protein of 459 amino acids. The transcript has 2 exons. Lineage: Eukaryota; Fungi; Ascomycota; Dothideomycetes; Pleosporales; Didymosphaeriaceae.
AUGGCUGAAUCCGACGCGAAAGCGUCGCCAGCGCCAAAUCCAGCGCAAAAUGCUGCGAAGCCACCAAAGCCUCCGAAUCCUGUGUGGAGGAUGAUGGGUCUUCCCAAUUUCCGAUGGAGACUUCCCUCGCGAAACUGGAUGAUAUUUCUCUCCAUUACCGGCUCGUGGACCGCCGCUGUUGUCUAUGACCGUCGCGAAAAGAAGCGCAUACAACAAAAAUGGACAAAAGCCGUCGAACACAUCGCGAAAGAACCUGUGUACGAGCGUCAGAUGCCGCGUAAGCUCACUGUUUACCUGUCUGCGCCGCCGGCAGAUGGACUUGUAGCAGCGCGCGACCAUUUCAACGAAUACGUCAAGCCGAUACUGGUUGCUGCGGCACUGGAUUGGGAUGCGGUGGAGGGAAGAAGAGAGGGCGAUGUCAGGGCAGGGUUGGCAGAAAGGAUACGCAGGUUGAGGUGGAAGAGAGGAGAAAGCUUGAAGGAAGAGCCUGAAAUCGACACAAAAGACAUCAUAGAAGAUCUGAGACAGAGGGCCGGUGUGCCAGAAUGGGACGGACCGGCAGGCGAUAUAGUAAUUGGGAGACAUACCUGGAAGGAGUAUGUUAGAGGUAUGCAUGAGGGAUGGCUGGGGCCUUUGGACCCUCCACCUUCUGUAGACCUGUACGAACCCGCACCCCCUGCGCCUGAAGCUCCACCAGCUUCCGCACCAGCAACAACUCCUGAACAGCCUACGGAAUCAGCGCCGACCGACGACGCUGCCCCUACAACCGUUCACGAUUCAUCACCGCCCUCUGAAGCCGAAAAGCCCAAAGAAGAAGAGACGAAGCCGAAGAAGAAGAGACAGAUACCACCUUUCAACACAACCGCCGAAUACUCACAAGCACAACUUCCGUCUACGUGCCCACAAGCCCUCGGCCCGUCCACCACCGUCGCGCUCCCGCACCUUCUCGGUUUCUUCAACUUCCCAAUUCGCAUGUAUCGCUUCCUUAACCGGCGGAAGGUUGCAGACGAAGCGGGCCGACAAACUGUUGCCGCUGUGCUUGGCGCAUACAGACCAUACCACACUUCUUCCGAGCUAGCUAGCCUGGACAAUGACGAAGGGUCGCAGUGGGAACAGCAGCGGCUGCUCACGCAUGAAGAGCCGGAGUGGCACAAGACGGCAAAGGAGAGGAAAGAUGACGACGGAGAGAGGGUCUGGUUAGACGACAUGGUCAUCGAUCCAAGAAUCGGAGAACGGAUGAGGAAGUUCGAACUCACUCCAGAAGAAGAAGAGAGAGCGAACAGCAUGCCUAUUGGUAAGGAAGGGGCAUCUUGGUUUACCGGGCUGUGGCCGAAAAAGGAGAAACAGCUGUGGGAGGGGUUGGAGGAGGACUCGGAGUAG